Molecule: messenger RNA, 1279 nt
Organism: Orcinus orca (killer whale)
Lineage: Eukaryota; Metazoa; Chordata; Mammalia; Artiodactyla; Delphinidae
Product: small integral membrane protein 4
Exons: 3
Coding region: 138-383 (81 amino acids)
Source: RefSeq, a predicted model, not a curated record
CACGGCCACCUGGCCGCCGGACUCAGCAAGGACGGGCAGGACGGCUUCGGCUUCAUCCGGGAGCUCCAGUCCAGGGGCUGGGACAGCUCCCGUCGCUCUUCGUUCCGCCGUACCCUUCUCCACGACAGCGGUCCGGCAUGUUUUCCAGGGCCCAGGUGAGGCGGGUUCUGCAGCGGGUGCCCGGGAAGCAGCGACUCGGCGUCUACAGGUUCCUGCCCUUCUUUUUUGUCCUGGGAGGAACGAUGGAGUGGAUCAUGAUUAAAGUGCGCGUGGGCCAGGAGACCUUCUACGAUGUCUACCGUAGAAAAGCCUCAGAAAGGCAGUAUCAGAGAAGGCUGGAAGAUGCAUCAGAGACUGAACUUCAGCAGUCAAUAAAGCGAUGAAAAGUGGAUACUGUACUAUAAUGUGGAACAGAAGAGAUCGUGGGGCAAGCUAAAUGAACCACCACCAACCAACCAAAGGCCGGUCUUCAUCCAAAGAAGGUGAUGUUGUAUAUACGGUGGGAUUGGGAGGGAGUCCUCUAUUAUGAGCUCCUUCCAGAAAACAAAACGAUUAAUUCCAACAAGUACUGCUCCCAGUUAGACCAACUGAAAGCAGCACUCGACGAAAAGCAUCCGGAAUUAGUCAACAGAAAACGCAUAAUCUUCCAUCAGGAUGACGCAAGACCGCACGUUUCAAUGACCAGGCAAAAAACUGUUACAGCUUGGCUGGGAAAUUCUAAUUCAUCCGUCGUAUUCACCAGAUAUUGCACCUGCGUAUUUCCAUUUAUUUUGGUCUUUACAAAAUUCUCUUCAUGGAAAAAAAUGCCAAUUCUCUGGAAGACUGUAAAAGGCACCUGGAACAGUUCUUUGCUCAAAAAGAUAAAAAGUUUUGGGAAGAUGGAAUUAUGAAGUUGCCUGAAAAAUGGCAGAAUGUGAAUAUGUUGUUCAAUAAAGUUCUUGGUGAAAAUGAAAAAUGUCUUUUAUUUUUACUUAAAAACUCAAGGAACUUUUUGGCCAACCCAAUACCUAAGCACAGAGUAAAUACUCAAUAAGGAAGGGCUAUCUUUGUUCAUCUAGUAGUCCUCUUUUGGAAAUCUUGCCUACAUCUCUGAAGUUAUAACUCAAUCAAAUUAAUCUCUUUUAGAAGUUUGGAUCUCUCACGCUGAGUUACUUCUCUUAAAAAAAAAUAUACACUUGGACCAUGGUGUUUUCCAAAACAACUUCUCUCCUAGUAAAGCAGCAUCAGUUCUUAGUUUUCACACACGUGUAUUAAAUUUGGAAUUUCUUGCCACAUUUAU